Molecule: messenger RNA, 1031 nt
Organism: Acaromyces ingoldii
Lineage: Eukaryota; Fungi; Basidiomycota; Exobasidiomycetes; Exobasidiales; Cryptobasidiaceae
Exons: 3
Coding region: 34-954 (306 amino acids)
Biological process (GO): transcription initiation at RNA polymerase III promoter
Cellular component (GO): RNA polymerase III complex
Molecular function (GO): nucleotide binding
Source: RefSeq, a predicted model, not a curated record
CUUUCUUCUGGCUACCGGGGCAUCGUCGACGUGAUGAAGGUGAUUGAUCGGAGGGCAGCGCUGCUCUCCGACUUCGAGGUCCUCUCGUUGAUGCGCGAGAUGGAUCAGCAUCACAGGAGUACCGCACAGCGACCUAGUCUGGUAGCUUAUGAUGACUUGCAGGCACCCAAGGAAGCAGACGACGGCCCACCGACGAGCCUGGAAUCUGUCGCCGACGAAAAGGCACUCUCUUCGCUACCUUCGAACCUGCGCACUAUCCAAUAUAGCGUCCUGGAGCACCUGAGCUCGGUCCAGCGGCCGUGCGCGCACCAACAGCCUCGUCACAUCAGCUCAUUUCUCUCUGCUUUGAGAAGAUGGGAACGUGGUUACGACGUCGAGGGCGUCACACUUUCAGUUCCUCCAGAAGCGGUGCUCGGUGGUGAACCUUCCUCUGGGGCCGAGCAACCUGAAGGACUUUUUAGGGGCCAGGAGGAUCUCGAAGAGUCAUACGAAGGUGACAGGACCAUGGGCGAGGUGACGAUGGGAGGAGGUCAGGCAGAGGCGGGGACAUCGAAUAGCCAGCCUGUACCGAGGGUCGCAAAGGAAAGCCGGCUGACAAAAGGCGAGAGGCUGAUGCUUGUCAACCAUGCGCCCAUGACGCUCAUCGAGCUGCACUGUAUUGUCGAAGAGGUCAUGGCACGCUUCACUGAGCUGCAGAUGGCUGACAUGCUCGCCCUCGUCGCCCACUUUCUACCUCUGGACACAAUUGCAAUCGCCGCCGAUGCCGAACGCGAGUCGAACGAGGGGCAGGCUCAGCAAGUGUCUGGCGAAGGCGAGCAGGAGUACUAUGGUCAAGACGAAGUUGACGAAGUGAUGGAAGACGACGGCAACAUCUACGAGGAGCAGCUCGAAGCGCUUGAAAAUGAGGAGCCCGCUGGAGAUGCCGUUGGUGCCGAUGGACCGGAUGACGACUAAUGGGCAGAGACGUGGGCUUUAAGCAAUUGUAUUUCUACUCAAGGCUGUGCUUUCGUGUGUCGUGGUUGAUAUACAGG